AAAGUAGAUUAUAUGAAGGUUGAUGGUGGAAUGUAGCGGUUGAAGCCUAAAGUUUUUUUAUUUUGGUUUUGUUUUCAUUGAAUAGUGUUUCUCAUUUCAUGAGAACUUAGUUUUUGUUUUAUGAUUUCAUUUAUCUGGUUUUCUUUCUAUCAUUAACUAUAUUUAUCUUUCGCUUGAUUUUGAAUGAUCACGUUUGAUGUUUUUUUUUUUGAAUCGAUUUUACUUAUGUUUUGGCUAUUAAAAUAUGUACAAAUCAUAUAUUUUAAAUCCAAAGAACCGAUUUUAUUUAUGUUUUAGUUACAAAAUAGGUACAAAUCAUGUAUUUUUAAACCGGAGAACCGAUUGAGAUCCGAACCCGAAAGUACAAUGGGUUAUACCGGUUCUUUGAAGAUUUACUAACCCCGAUCCGAACCCGAUAUAAACCGAACCGGUCCCGAACCGAACUUUUAUAUAACCCGAAUGGGGUUAAUUUUGUUAAACCCGAAAAACCGAAACCCGAAUGGAUAAAACCGAAACCCGAUUGGAACCCCGAAUGCCCACGCCUAAUUUAUUGAAUAAUUUCGCUGUAUUAAGUCUACCAAAAACUUCUGGGAAGACAUUUUGAACAACAACAAAACUUUUCUAGCAACCAGUUUUUUUUUUUUUAAAUAUCAUUAUCAUAUUUGUUAUGAGUGUUUUCUGCAAAGACCUUGACUUGUCUUACCAUAACAUUCAAAGUAAACGAUAGCGAUCACUCAUUUACGUAUGUCUCAUGACUUUCAAGUCAUUUCAUAAACAGAGACUUUGACCUUUUCUACCCUUUCUUGUUGAAUUCUUAUAACCGUAGAGGUGUUUGCAUUGAACCAACAUUGAAGUUCAUUUUCAUUUGCUUUUAAAAAAAAAAAAUCUUAUUUGCAAUGGAAGAAAAGCUUUUCUUAAAACAAUACUUGAUAUGGGUGAUGAUACUAUUGUUGGGGCAGCUGCAUGGAUACAAAAGCUGUAUUUUGAAAGAAAGGAACGCUUUGUUGGACCUCAAAAUAUUCUUGAUCUCAACUACUGAAGAAGGGCAAUCCGAACCUGUUCUCCCUUCUUGGACCAAUGACACCACGAGCGACUGCUGUCAAUGGGAGCGUGUUAAGUGCAAUUCUACAAGCGGACGGGUACUCAAGCUUUCCACUCGUGGACUGAACCUCAAAGAGAGUUCUCUCCUAAAUCUUUCUUUGCUGCAUCCCUUUGAAGAAGUCCAAAUUCUAGACUUAUCAGAGUCCAAAUUUGGCGGUUUCUUUGAUGGUGUGGAAGGUUAUAAAAGCCUCAGUAGAUUAAGAAACCUGGAGAUUCUGGAUCUCUCGUCAAAUAAAUUCAACAGCAGCGUCUUUCAUUUUCUUAAUGCUGCUACAUCACUUACAACUCUGCUUCUUCAGGGAAACAACAUGAAUAGUUUUUAUUCAAAAAAAAAAAAAAAAAAAAACAACAUGAAUAGUCCUUUUCCUGCUAAAGAGCUUUCUGCCAUGGUGAAGCUGAAAUUUUUGGAUUUAAGUGGUAAUGGAUUUUCUGGCUCAAUGGAAUUGCAAGGGAUUUGCAAACUGAAGAAUCUACAAGAGCUCGAUAUCAGUCAAAACAAUCUUGUAGGUGAAUUUCCCUUAUGUUUAACGGGCUUGACUGGACUUCGAGUUAUUGAUCUCUCCUCGAACCAAAUGAGUGGGAAGCUACCAUCUUCUCUCGCUAACCUUGAAUCCCUUGAGUACUUCUCAUUGUUCGAUAACAAUUUUGAAGGCUUCUUCUCGCUCGAUUCCCUUGCCAAUCUCUCAAUGCUUAAGGUGUUUGGAGUUAAUUCAAGAUCCAACUCAUUCCAAGUGGUUUCAGAAGGUUCUUGGACGCCGAAAUUUCAGUUAAAUGCUAUUGCAUUACGAUCUUGCAACUUGGUGAAGGUUCCUCAUUUUCUCCUACACCAAAAGGAUUUGCGCCAGGUUGAUCUCUCCGACAACAACAUAUCUGGACAGUUUCCAUCCUGGCUGUUGGCAAACAAUACAAAACUCGACGUGUUGCUUCUGCGGAGUAACUAUUUGACAAGCUUUCAGCUGCCAAGAUCAGCACAUAAUCUGCUGUUCCUGGAUCUGUCUGUUAAUAAAUUCAACCAUCUAUUACCUGAGAAUAUUGGGUGGAUACUUCCUCAUCUACUGUCUCUAAAUAUCUCAGAUAACGGUUUUCAAGGAAGCAUGCCAUCUUCUCUAGGUAACAUGAAGAGUAUUAAUAAUCUUGAUAUAUCUCACAACAGUUUUGGCGGGAAGCUACCAAGAAGUUUCGUAGAGGGUUGUUAUUCCUUGUCAGUCUUGAAGCUUUCACAUAACAAACUAAGUGGAGAGGUGUUCCCAGAAUCAACAAACUUCACUCGUGUAUCUCAGCUGUCCAUGGAUAACAAUCACUUCAAUGGAACAAUAGGGCAAGGUUUGAGGAGAUUGAGAUCUUUGUAUAUGCUAGAUGUUUCGUACAACAACCUCACAGGUGGUAUUCCAAGCUGGAUUGGAGAAAACCAGUUCCUAGGCGCAUUACAGCUCUCAAACAAUGUGUUGGAAGGUGAAAUACCUCCUUCCUUGCUCAACAUUUUCAGCCUUCGGCUGUUGGAUCUCUCUGGAAACGGUUUAUCUGGAGGCUUACCUCAAGAAGUCAGUUUCAGAACUCCGGUGGUGUUAUACCUGCAAGACAACAACUUAUCAGGGCAUAUACCAGACACAUUGCUAGCGAAUGUCCUCAUACUUGAUCUCAGAAACAACAGAUUGUCUGGGAAUAUUCCAGACUUCAUCAACACGCAAACCACCAACAUCCUUCUUCUUCGGGGGAAUAAUUUAACAGGUUGUAUUCCUCGCCAGCUGUGUGGUCUAAGCAACAUCCAUCUUCUGGAUCUAGCUAACAAUAGAUUAAAUGGGUCUAUACCUUCAUGUCUUAGCAACACAUCACUUGGUCUAGGGAAAGAGGAUGCACCAUACGGCUAUAGUUUCGGCGUUGCUGUCGUUGCUCCUGGUGACUCCACUUCCACAGAUUCUUUUAGCUAUUUGAGUUUGAAAAUGUCAGUGUAUAUUUCAGAUCCUUUUAGAAUGGCCUACCUGUCAGACACUCAAUAUGAUAUUGAAUUUGCAACAAAACAUCGGUAUGAUGCUUACAGAGGCGGGAUUCUCAACUACUUGUACGGACUUGAUCUCUCGGAAAAUGAGCUCACCGGUGAGAUCCCAUCAGAGCUUGGAGAUCUUCUGAGACUACGAGCUCUCAACCUUUCUCACAACUACUUAUCAGGAGUGGUACCAGCGACUUUCUCAGGUAUAAGGAAUUUGGAAAGCCUUGAUCUUUCUUUCAACAGAUUACAUGGUCGGAUCCCACCACAGCUAACAGAGCUAAACAGUUUAGCGGUUUUCAACGUCUCAUACAACAACUUAUCGGGAGCCAUUCCACAGGGAAAACAGUUUAACACGUUUGAAACACUAAGCUACUUAGGCAAUCUUCUUCUCUGUGGACAACCAACCAACACAAUCUGCAACAAUGUUACCUCUCCAGAAUCAGAUAAUGAACUAGUGAAGGACGAUGAUGGUCAAAUCGACAUGGUAUCUUUCUACUGGAGUUCUGCUGCAACCUAUGUGACAAUACUUAUUGGAUUAUUCGCAUCACUCUCUUUUGAUUCCCUUUGGAGCAGAUUUUGGUUCUACAUCGUUGAAGUAUUCAUCAACAAGGGUUCAGGAGCGGUUGCGCCACUUGUCGCCUUCCUAACGUGAAAAACGAUGUAAUUUCCCUAUUAUCAAGACCUACUUCAUGUGAUCCAGUACCGGCUUUGGGUAGUGUCCAAGGUGCAAAAACACAGGGUCCUCACCUUUUCACCAAAAUUUUUUAUUGCUUUAAGGUCUUAAAUUCUGAAGUUUUUUAAAAUUAAGGGUCCAAUUUUUAAAAUCAACCAUUAACAUAGGAGAAAUAUUUUUUAUAUAGACAAGGUCGACUGACGUUUUGAGCCGGGCCUGUGUGAUCGUAUCUGUAUUAUGAAUAUAAAAACACAAGUUGCAGAGGAUCGAGACUACACCAUAUCAUGCAAAGCCAAUUCAUUAAUUCACCAUAUCAUGCAAAACCAAUUCAUUUUUCCAA
Molecule: messenger RNA, 4101 nt
Organism: Brassica napus (rape)
Lineage: Eukaryota; Viridiplantae; Streptophyta; Magnoliopsida; Brassicales; Brassicaceae
Product: receptor-like protein 15
Exons: 4
Coding region: 897-3740 (947 amino acids)
Molecular function (GO): protein binding
Source: RefSeq, a predicted model, not a curated record